AUGGAAGUGGUUAAUACAGCCCAGUCCGACUUCAGUGAUGCCAAAGGAUCUUUUAGGAAAGGUCCGUCUCUUCUUUUGGACAGCCUGAUGGAGGAGCCCAAGAAAGGAAGUAAUGUCCCCAAUCAUCUUUUGGAGUCCAAGAUCUAUACAAAGCUUUUAAGAAAUGAUGUCCUACAGGCUAAACCUGCUAUAAUGCAUUAUGGAGGGUAUGAAAUUGAAAAACAUCACCAACAAGUUCUGAAACUUGUAAAUAUUUCUGGAGAUGUUCUAAACAUCCAUAUUAUUCCACCCGACACAAAGUACUUCCAGAUCAAAUACAACAAAAUAUACCGACUUGUCCCUGGCUUGUCCUUUACCAUUACGGUUGAUUUCUGUCCUGAUGAAUGGCGAUACUAUUACGACUGCAUCCGAAUCCAUUCUCAGGGAGAUGACACGUUGCUAGUUCCCCUACACGCCUAUCCUGUGAUGAACACUAUCGAAUUUCCUUCCUACAUUAGUUUGUCUGAUGUUCCUCUGGGACAACGUAAGGAAUAUGUGAUCCCCUUACAGUGCAGCUGUCCCAUAGAUUUUGAGUUCCACAUUGAGUAUCUUCAGCCUCAUAAAGCGUUUACUAUUCAUCCGACUUCUGGAAUAAUUCCAGCCAAUGGGAAAGCACAAGUGGUAGUUACUUAUGCACCGUUCGAAUAUGGAACAGCACAGAUGCAAAUCCAGUUGUGGAUUUCACAGUUUAACUCAAAACCUCACAUAUGUGCAUUCACAGGAAGUUCUACACCGCACCCAAGUUUAACAAGAGAAGACUUUGAGAAGCAAGAAACACUUUUGCAGAGAAUGCCAAAGUCUGCUGAAAAAGCAGUGAUUCGCCUCCCACAGAAGACAAAACAUAAGAGGUGUAGCCCCCUGCAAAAAGUACAGGCCAUCGAAUAUAAAAACCUGCGAUUCCCAGCUGAUUUGUCAAAUCCUUAUGCUGUAGCAACCGUUUUGAUUCAGGAGCCAGGCAAAUUAAAUAUUAAACACUUAAGAGAAGUCUUAGAAGGACAAGGUGACGGAGGAGCUAAAACAAGGCAGGUGAAAGAAGCUGUUUUUCAACUGAAAGUCAAGCAAGACAUGCAAGAAGAGCAAAUCAAUCAACUUAAAUGGCAAGUUCAUUUAGGCAAAGAUCCCAUUAGUCCAGCUUUUCAAAAGCAGAUUCUCGAAGACCGACAGAGAGAAGAAGAACAGUACAAGAUUAAAAGAGGAGAUCCCAUUAUGGAGAAGGAGUUUCAUAGGAAGAACGUUCAGAUCUCGGUCAAACGUGUCGUCCGAGAUGUCAAUGAGUGCCCCAAAUCCCAGCCCACCUUUGAUCUCCUGCUUAACAACCCGUGGUGCCACAAGCAUUGGAAUCUGCGCCGGUUCCAACAAGCUGCACGAAAGGUCCUACUUCAGUGUCGGCUACAUCGUGUGAUAAGUUGGCUGCAUGGAGUAUAUAAAGUUAUUAGAGUUCAAGAAGAGGAAGAGAUGUUCAUAUCAGAAUGCGGCAACAUCAAAACGGGCAGCACCAAGGCCAUAGGUAACGAGGAAAAGAGAGUGCCGUUUGUCUUGACCGCAAGUCGCAUUCUGCCUUCUGAAUUCGCCACGUACACUGGACCUCGGUGGGCUGGUGAGCUGGCACCGGAAAUUCUUGGUAUAGUUCCUCUCAAGUCUGCAAAAGUCAAGAUCAAACUACUCCACCAGUUCUAUGAACUAAAGGUCCCUCAGCAUUUCAACCUCAUGGGAUAUCAGCCAUUCUGUGUCCACCACUCAGCAACCAGUUACAAAAUUCCAAAAUACUCUCAAAUUCUGAGGACAGGUGCAAAGGAAGAGCUGAUCCCAGUAAUAUCUGCUUCAGAAGAAAUGCUCCAGCAUGCCUUGACUGCACAAGAGGAUGAACAAAACAUCUCCCUGUUGAAACUUAAAGCUCCUGAAGCUUUGCUUCAUCCUCCAACUGAACAUCCACUUCAGAUUUUUAAUCCAAGUCCAGGACUAUAUGAGUUCAAGUCACCACUCCCUUACUCAGAAAGCAACAUUGAAUAUCACAUUUGCCCUGUUCCGAAAUAUGCACUUACCAGGAAAUACCCAAUGAAAUCUAGCAUACCGAUGUCACAAAAGAAAUUCUUCCAUCACAGGGAAGUGAUUCGCGGCGUAACUAACUGGCGAAAAUUCCCACCAGUCAUCCAUUCAACUUUGCCUAAUGUACCGGUUCUGAAUGGUGCAUCAAUGCCAUUCUGCACAGAUCCCUAUAAUGUAGAGAUGAUUCCAAAAGUUGUUCCUCCAAUUCUCGAUGGCUUACCAGAGGAAGACCAGGAAAAUGUCAUUGAUGAAGUAACUGAAGGGGAGGCUGCAGCCUUACUCACACCAGAGAUGAUAAGAGCUGAAUUUCCACAGAUUGACCUCUCAGCAGAUGUCAUGAAAUCACCCAAAGAGGGAAGUGAAAUAAACGUAGAUGUUAGGGUUGCUUCCUGCACAUCCCUGAGUGCUUCUGCACCUCCUUCCAGAGAUGUGAGGGACAUUGUGGACUGGUAUGUUUUAACUCAGAAUAACAUACUUGGACAAAGGAUUGAAGAAACAACAGAGAGACUGAAAGAAAAAACAAUUCAGAAGCACUUAAUCCUAGACUAA
Molecule: messenger RNA, 2634 nt
Organism: Elgaria multicarinata webbii
Lineage: Eukaryota; Metazoa; Chordata; Lepidosauria; Squamata; Anguidae
Gene: CFAP221
Product: cilia and flagella associated protein 221
Exons: 24
Coding region: 1-2634 (877 amino acids)
Biological process (GO): cilium movement; motile cilium assembly
Cellular component (GO): 9+2 motile cilium
Source: RefSeq, a predicted model, not a curated record